Aphanomyces astaci is the source of this 879-nucleotide messenger RNA. RefSeq lists its product as hypothetical. The record is from RefSeq and is a predicted model, not a curated record. NCBI's taxonomy places the organism in Eukaryota, Oomycota, Saprolegniomycetes, Saprolegniales, Verrucalvaceae. The transcript has a single exon. The coding region runs from base 1 to 879 and encodes 292 amino acids.
AUGUCUGGCGUCCUGCGCCUCCUUUUGGCGAGCUUGGUAUACCAUUACGACUUUCUCGUGGCCCAUCUGCAACCCAACCAUCCCCUUUUGUCCACCGCCUUGUUCGUAGAACCCGGAUUAGCGGCAUCUCUUCGUUUGUUUGUAAUUUGUGGGCUCGAGUCGCAGUGUCUCGUGGCAUCUGGCAUCCCUCCCCAUGUCGAGUUGAUGCGUCAACUCGAUAAAAACCAAAAAUCAAUCCAAGACAUCUCGAGCAUUGUACUGUCUGGAGUUCGAGAAAUUGUGGACGAAAAGGGACUCGCUACCGGCAACGUCACUCGGGAAUUCUUUGAAAGCACUCUUACAAAGGCCAUCGCUGAUGUUGUUGACGUCGCGCGUGCUGUGUCAAAUCCACAUCGGCCGCAUGCCGAUGAACUUGCCUCUGACUACCCUGUACACCAUUGGGGUGGUCAGUUGCAUAUGCUACAUAAGGACUUCAAGUUCCCAAGUGUGGACUUGGGCACAACAUGGAGUUUAUGGUGGCGAGGUAAUCCAUCCCAAAAGGUGCCUCCAUUCCGUAAAAUUUGCACUCGUGAUUUGUCGUUAAAGUCCGAGUGCAAAGAAUUUUACGAAUGGAAGUAUAUUAUGGGAAAGCUGUCGUCAUACUACACUGCUCAACAUGGUAACGGCCCCAACGCCACGGCAAGCCCCGAGGAGCUUCUUGCCUCGUUUACCAUUGCAAGCCGUCUGUUGGACCCAAUUCGGUUGACAACGACAAAGAAGCGAACAAGACGCUGUGGCCAGCUCCGUGUUUCGACCGCCGCCAGAUUGGUUCGUCAAAUGGAGCCACCGGCAAACCAAAGACCGUACCAGAAGCGCAAUAAACGACCUCUUCGUGCCUAA